UUAUUUUUUCUGGUUUCGUUGUGAUGAUUGUUUUUCAUUCCACUGUGUAUUCUUGAAAAAAUUUCUUUUUUUUUGUGCUAAAACCUUAGCCUUUAUUAACAAAUCCUUCGUUUCGUGUAGCGUACAUUCAAGCAAAAUUAUACCGUACGAUUUUCAUUAAAAAAGAUUGUUAGCCAACGAAAAACAUGGAGCGAAAAAGGCCGCCAAAAUCGCUUAGGGGCAAAGAAAUAGGUUUGUUUUAUAGAAAUCUAUCGCGAAAACGCAGGCAAGAGGAAGAAAGUGAGGGUCGCAUUCAUUUGAAUUCGUCCGUAAGUGUGCCAAAAGACUUAUUGAGCAGUGUAGAAACUUGUUUACACAAAUUCUCGCAAUCAGAAGACGAAGCCUUUCUUUUUGAUGAAUUUGGAGAGAGUUUUAAAAGAUUAUUAAGUGUAAAUUUUGAGGAGUUUAUUGAAGAAGCGAAACAAAAAGAUAAAAACGGAAGCGUCCAGACAAGUGCAAAAGAUGGAUUAAGCAAGGUCUUGCAAAAAGACUUCAUAGAUAAAUGCGCGGCUAAUCCGCCUUUCCGAAAACGUAAUGUAGAAAGUGAAAAUUUACCAGCCACAUCCUAUCACAAACUUAUAAGUGAUUGUGUACAGAAAAAUCAAGUGGUUUUAAUAGUGGGAGGUACAGGCUGCGGCAAAACGACACAAGUUCCACAAAUUUUGUUAGACAACUACAUAUUGAAUAAAAAAGGUGCUGAAUGUCGCAUUUUUUGCACUCAACCACGACGAAUUGCAGCUAUCACAGUGGCGGAACGAGUCGCUUAUGAGAGGGCGGAAUCUUUGGGACAAAGUGUAGGUUACCAAAUCCGUUUAGAAAGUCGCUUACCAAGAGAUUACGGGUCAAUCUUAUAUUGCACGACUGGAAUAAUGUUACAAAGAAUGCAGACCAAUCCUUUAUUGAAUGAUGUCAGUGUUCUCAUUCUGGAUGAAAUACAUGAACGCAGUGUUGAAACUGACUUAAUAAUGGCUUUGCUAAAAAAGAUUUUACCCCAUCGAUCCGACCUGAAAUUAAUUCUUAUGAGUGCUACUGUCAACGAUCAGUUGUUUAGCCAAUAUUUUGAUAAUUGCUGCACGGUACAUAUUGAAGGAUCUCUUUAUCCCGUAGAGGUUUUGUAUUUGGAAGAUAUUCUUCAAGAGACUGGUUAUCAUGUAUUUAAGAAUGAACUUUGUGUCAAAAAUAGAAACAAUAAUCAUCGUAAGAAACAUAGAGAAACUGAACAGAAUGAGCAAUAUCUACGUAUGAUUGAUGAUUACAUACCCACUAUAAAACUAAAAUAUGAAAGCCAUGUGUUGCGUUCGCUACGUUUCCCGAACUCUGAAGGAUGCGAUAAUCUACAGUUUUUGGAGUAUUUGAUCUUCUUUAUCUGCGAACAUAAGCCCCAAGGAGCCAUAUUGGUCUUUUUACCGAGUUAUGAUAAAAUUUCCAAACUCAGCGCACAACUACAGAAGCCUUCAUUGCGUUAUCACCAGGAUUUGGCAACGCAACUUCUUAUAUAUCCCUUACAUUCUAUGAUGCCAACAAUAAAUCAAAGAAAUGUUUUUGAACCGGCUCCAGCGGGUAAACGUAAAGUCAUAUUGUCGACCAUAAUAGCUGAAACGUCAGUAACUAUUAAUGAUGUGGUUUAUGUUAUUAAUCCGGGGCGUGUCAAAACUAGCGAUUAUGAUCUGCAAGCUAACACACAAACAUUGGAAGAAACGUGGGUUAGCAAGGCUAAUUCUCAACAGCGAAGGGGACGUGCCGGUCGAGUGCAACCUGGCAUUUGUUAUAAUCUGUUUACGAGAGCUCGUGAACAACAAAUGUUGGAUGAACCCAUUCCCGAAAUUAGGCGCAGCAGACUGGAAACAGUCAUUUUAAAUUUGAAGCUACUUCAUGUAUGUGAUCUGUACGAUUUCUUGAAGUCUCUAAUUAGUGCACCCGAGCCAAUGGCCAUACAAAAUGGGAUUAAUCUGCUCAAAAGGAUUGGAGCUUUGGAUUAUCACGAUGAUUUGACACCUUUGGGAGUGCAUUUAGCUCGCCUGCCUAUAGAUCCCCAAAUGGGUAAAAUGAUUCUGAUGGCGGGCUUAUUCCGUUGCGUAGACCCGAUAACUUCUGCUGCUGCGGGGAUAUCAUUUAAGAGCCCCUUUUAUACCCCUUUAGGUUUCGAGCAGACCGUUGACCGCGUAAAGCGCGAGUUAUCCGAUGGAAUCAGAAGUGACCAUUUGCUUACACAUAAAGCUUUAAGGGGAUUUCGUGAGGCUCGCGAGAGUGGUCGCCUUUCAGAAUAUUGUUAUCGGAAAUUCUUAAGCAAUUCCAUUCUUACGCAAUUGGAGAAUAUGAAAAAACAGUUUACCGAUCAUCUGAGACUGGCGAGUUUUACAGAAUCUGCGGAUGUGAUGGCUGAAUCUUUGAAUGUCAAUUCUAAUAAUUUGCCCUUGUUAAGAGCCAUAAUUGCGUCCGGUUUAUAUCCGAAUGUCGCUUUUUUAAGCAAAGUAAGACAGAUACGCAAUCGUGUUCAAGCGGUGCAUAAAAUGCAAACACCCGAAGAUAAAAGUAUUAAUUUUCACCCUUCCUCGGUGAACAGCGGAGAAGGAUCUUUUGAUUCUAAAUUCUUUGUCUACUUUCAAAAACAAAGAUCCACAGCGUUGUACAUGCUGGAUGCGACAAUGGUUUUUCCCAUGGCUCUUUUGAUAUUUGGUGAUGGUGUUGUGGAGGGAGUCACUACAAAUGGAGAACAUUAUAUCAGUGUAGCCGAAAAGUAUUAUUUCAAAUGCGAUCCUAGAACUAGUUGUACGAUUCUAAAACUUCGCGAAAACCUCGAGAUGCUAUUACAAAGGAAGGCUUUACAUCCUUCUCCAAUAAAACCCAAUAGUAAGGACGAUUACAUAAUUAAAGCCAUACAAAUACUACUCUCUUUGGAUGAUAUAGAUGAUCAUUCCGACAAAUAUCUCUCCGUAGAUGAAGAUGAUGUAUCCCCUUGAUAAGUUUUUAUAUAAUAAGAAAAAACUUUGAGCAAAAAAGUUAAAUAAAUGA
Messenger RNA from Glossina fuscipes, 3051 nucleotides. RefSeq names its product ATP-dependent DNA/RNA helicase DHX36 (gene Rhau). NCBI's taxonomy places the organism in Eukaryota, Metazoa, Arthropoda, Insecta, Diptera, Glossinidae. Gene Ontology annotation, cellular component: intracellular anatomical structure; cytoplasm; nucleus. The record is from RefSeq and is a predicted model, not a curated record. The coding region runs from base 186 to 2999 and encodes 937 amino acids. Gene Ontology annotation, molecular function: ATP binding; DNA helicase activity; ATP hydrolysis activity. The transcript is spliced from 10 exons.